Messenger RNA from Pseudo-nitzschia multistriata, 1087 nucleotides. The record is from the annotation of a GenBank genome assembly. NCBI's taxonomy places the organism in Eukaryota, Bacillariophyta, Bacillariophyceae, Bacillariales, Bacillariaceae.
CUUGGCCUUGAGUCGAAGGCAAGCAGAACGCCUGAUACGUAGUGGAGAAGUUACUCUGUCUGGAAACGUAAUCCAUACUCCCCAGCUACUAGUCGAUUUCGACGAGAUACUAGCUAGUUCUGCGGAGAAUACACCCAUGGUAAAACUAUCGGGGAAACCAGUUCUCUUUGAUCCGUCUCUUGCGACACCGUCGACGUCAUCGAGUGCCGACAAUCAGCGUCCGUCGUCUCUUGUCCCAAAGGUAUGGGCAGUCCACAAACUCAAAGGGGAAGUUGUCACCGAAAACGAUCCGCACGGACGGCCGUCUCUGAUCGAACGAUUGAAACAGAGUGGAGUCGGAAGGUCACGGCAAGGCGGAAAGCGGAAACGCCAACAGCGUCAAAUGCAUUUAAAACCGAUUGGUCGGUUGGAUAUGCCCACAGAAGGAUUGAUAUUAGUCACGAAUGAUGGCGGAUUUGCGAGAGAGAUGGAAUUGCCGUCGUCGAAAAUCCAUCGGGUGUACAGGGUUCGCGUUCACGGCAGAUUGACUACCCACAAGCUGGACCAAGUAAGAAGAGGAGGUGUCACGUAUGAAAAUGUCAGAUAUCCUUCCAUGCAAGUAUCCCUAGAGAAACCCAAAAGAGCAAGGUCAAUGUCGUCCAACAAUUGGCUACGAGGUACGUCGUAUGGUCAAACGUCGGGUUCCGUCCCUCUUGAGUCAAUAUGGUGGAAGGAAAAACCCUAAUCUUUCACAAAUUUUCUUUUCUGUUUGUCGCUUGUAAUGCAUACGUACGCACCAGUUACCUGUACGGAAGGGAAGAACCGGCAAAUUCGAAAUGUAUUUGCGGCAUUGGGCGGUACGUACCAAUCCAAAUCAAAUGUUUUCGUCAUGUCAUAGAUUUCACUCAAAGUUCGUGACGUUACGCAAAGAUGGAGUAUCAUUCCUUGAAAUAAAUUCGUUGAAAAGCGUCUCAUUCAUCUCGUACCUUUCAUCCUUUCCGAUAGUUUCUGUCACCAGAUUGAUUCGAAUUGCCUACGGUGAUUACAAGCUGGAAUCGAUCCCACCCGGAAUGGCAAUACCACUCCCUUAUAAACCUGUCAAUCAGCA